AUGCUACAAUCAUCAAAGAGUACAUGUGCGCCCACAAAAAACGCUGUCAUUAAUACUACUACUACUACUACUACUACUACUACUACUACUACUACUACUACUACUACUACUACUACUACUACUACUACUACUACUACUACUACUACUACUACUACUACUACUACUACUACUACUACUACUACUACUACUACUACUACUACUACUACUACUACUACUACUACUACUACUACUACUACUACUACUACUACUACUACUACUACUACUACUACUACUACUACUACUACUACUACUACUACUACUACUACUACUACUACUACUACUACUACUACUACUACUACUACUACUACUACUACUACUACUACUACUACUACUACUACUACUACUACUACUACUACUACUACUACUACUACUACUACUACUACUACUACUACUACUACUACUACUACUACUACUACUACUACUACUACUACUACUACUACUACUACUACUACUACUACUACUACUACUACUACUACUACUACUACUACUACUACUACUACUACUACUACUACUACUACUACUACUACUACUACUACUACUACUACUACUACUACUACUACUACUACUACUACUACUACUACUACUACUACUACUACUACUACUACUACUACUACUACUACUACUACUACUACUACUACUACUACUACUACUACUACUACUACUACUACUACUACUACUACUACUACUACUACUACUACUACUACUACUACUACUACUACUACUACUACUACUACUACUACUACUACUACUACUACUACUACUACUACUACUACUACUACUACUACUACUACUACUACUACUACUCAAACUACUACUCCACUAAUACUACUACGACCACUACUACUACUACUACUCAAACUACUACUUCACUAA
Messenger RNA from Heterobilharzia americana, 912 nucleotides. Lineage: Eukaryota; Metazoa; Platyhelminthes; Trematoda; Strigeidida; Schistosomatidae. The record is from the annotation of a GenBank genome assembly.